CCCCACUAAAAACUGUCCUCCAUCAACUUCAUUAAUCUCUCCAUCCAAUACCUAGAACAUGGAAGUUCUUUUGGGAAUCACCGGGAAAGACUUCGUCCUACUUGCUGCAUCCAAUGCUGCUAUGCGUGGGGUGACCAUUCUCAAAGCAGAAGAUGAUAAAACCAGGACCUUAAACCCACACACUCUGAUGGCGUUCUCGGGAGAGGCGGGAGAUACUGUUCAAUUUGCGGAAUAUAUUCAAGCCAAUGUGCAGUUGUAUGGGAUGAGGAAUAACUCUAAAUGGCAACUGUCUCCUAGUGCUGUUGCUAGCUUUGUGAGGCGCCAGCUUGCGAAGAGUUUGAGGAGCCGGAACCCCUACUACGUUAACCUUCUUAUCGGAGGAUUCGACUGUACUACUGGGAAACCUCAUCUCUACUGGCUGGACUACCUAGCAUCAUCCGCGGCCGUACCUUAUGCUGCUCAUGGAUAUGCUCAGUACUAUUGUCUGUCGAUUCUGGAUAAGCAUCACCACCCUGACAUCACCUUGGAAGAGGGAAUUAAGUUGAUGAGGAUGUGUCACGAUGAGUUGAUCAAGAGGUUGCCGAUAGACUUCAAGGGAUUGACGGUAAAAGCUGUUACGGAGAACGGUGUAGAGGUUGUGCAGAUUUAGGGUUCUGUGCAUAGAUGGUUCGCGUUAUUGUUGAAUGUAGAAACUUUAAUCGCGGAUUGAAUGACCCUGUUGAUAUCUGAUGCGCGUUGAUCUCUCCGGCUCUGGUUGUUUAAUGUACUCGAGUACAAGUCCAGAUGCAAUCAUGAUCUAACGAGCUAUGGAA
Molecule: messenger RNA, 812 nt
Organism: Tuber melanosporum (Perigord truffle)
Lineage: Eukaryota; Fungi; Ascomycota; Pezizomycetes; Pezizales; Tuberaceae
Exons: 5
Coding region: 122-649 (175 amino acids)
Biological process (GO): proteasomal protein catabolic process
Cellular component (GO): cytosol; proteasome core complex; proteasome core complex, beta-subunit complex
Molecular function (GO): peptidase activity
Source: RefSeq, a predicted model, not a curated record